This is a messenger RNA of Plectropomus leopardus (leopard coralgrouper), 1274 nucleotides long. RefSeq names its product thioredoxin domain containing 15 (gene txndc15). The record is from RefSeq and is a predicted model, not a curated record. Gene Ontology annotation, biological process: cilium assembly. Lineage: Eukaryota; Metazoa; Chordata; Actinopteri; Perciformes; Serranidae. Gene Ontology annotation, cellular component: cilium.
UCCUACGAGCCGAACAGGACCGCCUCACAGCUCAACAUGUCGUGAUAACUGUUCAUCUAGUUAAAUCAAAAAAUAUGACGGGGAUUUCGAAUAAACUUCACUUCUCGUUUGUUUUAUUUUUUAUGUCCUAUCAUUUGGAUGUUUUGAGGUUUUCGGCUGUGACCGCUCAAGAAAAUGAUGAGUCACUGGAGCUCAUGCUGCCAGAGGAUGCGGUGUCCGACUUGGAAAACAGCCCCAAGUUUGUGGAGUCAGAAGACCUGGACUCUCUGCCGAAGAGGCAGUUCAAGACAGCUGAGAUCGCAGAUGCAGUGAUGGGAACCGAAGCUCCCAUCGAUCCAUCCGACAUCGAGUCCCUAUUCCCCAAAAAUGUGAAAGACUUCCAGUCAGGCUUCUCUCCACCUUGUGAUGAGAACAGCGCUCAGUGCGGUUCAGCUGCUCUGGCUGCUAAAGAAGCCUCACAGGAGGACAGCAGCGAAACGUCACAGCAGAUCACUCUUGACAUAGUGCGUGCGGACAUCACGCCAACCGAAGAGCAGAACACCACAGAGACCGCCAAGACGUAUAAGGUCAACUGCGACAAGAGGAACAUCACAGGAAUGGACAUUUUUACUGUGCAGGUCCUCAACGCGUCACAGGACCUGAUGGAGUUCCUAAACGCUAACAGCACAGAGUGCUCCGUGGUGCUGUUCUUCACCGCCUGGUGCCAGUUCUCAGCCAGCCUGGCACCUCACUUCAAUGCUCUGCCGCGAGUCUUUCCCAGCAUGCACUUCCUGGCUCUGGAUGCCUCUCAGCACAGCAGCCUCUCCACGAGGUUUGGGACUGUGGCAGUGCCCAACAUCCUGCUGUUCCAGGGGGCCAAACCCAUGGCUCGCUUCAACCACACCGACAGAACACUGGAUACGCUCACCUCCUUCAUCGCUAACCAGACAGGGUUUGAAGUCGGCCCCGACAAAAACGUGACAGAUACAGACCGUCUCGGCCCUCUCCCAAGCGUCCCAGUGAAAAGCAUCGACUGGCUGCUGGUCUUCUCUGUCCUCUUCAUCACAGGCUUCACUAUGUACGCCAUCCUGCGGACAGACAGCAUCCGCUGGCUCAUACCGGGACAGGAGCACGAGCAUCAGGACUGAAAACACAGACUGCAAGUCACUGGAUGUAAACGAUUAUUUGAUUAAUGAUUUAGUUUGUUAUUGAAAUUAACAAAUGCUAAUUUGCUUUUGUUUCAAGUGUUGGAUGAACAAAAUAAACUCAUUUGAGCCAUUGUGAUUUCUAAUUAA